UACUUGUCCUCACACAGAGACACAGUUUAGUGUUUUAAUGAGUCUUUUAUAGAUUAGAGAUGCUUCAGUGUUCUUCUGAGCAAAUGAAAAUGAUGAUGGAUAUCUAUAAGAGCAAAGAUGAUGUUAAAGGUCACGACCUUGAUCUCGAAGGCAGUGACAUAAAGAAUGACCCAGGCACAGAUCCACACACAGAAAGAGACACCGCUGGGGACAGGUGUUACAGACUGACUGCAGUGUAUGUGCUGCUGCUGCAUGUUGUCCUGCUGACUGCCCUUACACUGCUGUGGAUCAAGAACAACAACCUGUAUACAGAAAACAACAAGUUACAGACCAGUUACAACAAUCUGACUAUAGAGAGAGAUCAUGUCAUUUACAACAAUCUGACUAUAGAGAGAAACCAGAUACAGACCAGUUGCAACAAUCUGGCAAUAAAGAGUGACCAACUACAGACCAGGUAUAACAACCUGACCAAAGAGAAAGAUCAGUUACAGACCAGUUACAACAAUUUGAUAAUAGAAAGGCACCAGUUACAGAUAAGAUACAACAACUUGAUUAUAGAUCAAGACCAGUUACAGAUCAGAUACAACAACAUGACAAUAGAGAAAGACUGGUUACAGACCAGUUAUAACAACCUGAAAAUAGAUAGAGACGCGGUACAGGCUAGUUAUAACAACUUGACUACAGAGAGAAACCUGUUACAGAUCAGCUGCAACAAACUGACUAUAGAGAGGGAUCAGUUACAAACCAGUUACAACAACCUAAAUAUAGAGAAGAACAAGUUACAAACCAGUUACAACAACCUAAAUAUAGAGAGAGACCAGUUACAGACCAGUUACCAUAACCUGACUAUGGAAAAAGACCAGUUACAGACCAGUUACACCAAGUUAAUUAUAGAAAGAGACUGGUUACAGACCAGUUACAUCAACCUGACUAUAGACAGAGACCAGUUACUUACCAAUUACAACAACAUGACUUUAGAGAAUGACCAGUUACAGAUCAGUUAUAACAACCUAAAUAUAGAGAAAGACCAGUUACAAAUAAGUUACAAAAAACUGACUAAUGAGAAUGACGACUUACAGGCCAGGUACAACAACCUGACUAUAAAGCAAGAGCAGUUACAAUCUAAUUACAACACUAUGACUAUAGAGAAAGACCAGUUACAGACCUGUUGCAACAACCUGACUAUAGGGAGAGACCAACUACAGACCAGUUACAGGACCUUGAUAAUAGAGAGAAACCAGGUACAGACCAGUUACAACAACCUGACUAAUGAGAAAGAAAAGUUACAGACCAGUUACAACAACCUGAUUAUUGAGAGAGACCACUUACAGACCAGAUACGACAACCUGACUAUAGAGCGAGAGCUGUUACUUACCAUUUACAACAACCUGACUUUAGAGAAUGACCAGUUACAGACCAAUAACAACAACCUAAAUAUAGAGAAAGACCAGUUACAAAUAAGUUACAACAACCUGACUAAUGAGAAUGACGACUUACAGGCCAGGUACAACAACCUGACUAUAAAGCAAGAGCAGUUACAAACUAGUUACAACACUAUGACUAUAGAGAGAGACCAGUUACAGUCCUGUUGCAACAACCUGACUAUAGAGAGAGACCAACUACAGACCAGUUACAGGACCCUGAUAAUAGAGAGAAACCAGAUACAUACCUGUUGCAGCAACCUGACUAUAGAGAAAGAAAAGUUACAGACCAGUUACAACAACCUAAUUAUAGAGAGAGACCAGUUACACACCAGUUACAAUAACCUGACUAUGGGAAAAGACCAGUUAGAGAUGGGUUACAAUAACUUAAUUAUAGAAAGAGACCAGUUGCAGUCUAGUUACAACACUAUAACUACAGAGAGGGACCAAUUGCAUACCAAUUACAGCAAUCUGAUUAUAGAGAGAGAGAGGUUACAGACCUGUUACCACAACCUGACUAUAGACAGAGACAAAUUACAGACCAGUUAUCAUAACCUGAAUUUGACAAAAAAACAGUUGCAGACUAGUUACAACAACCUGACUAUAGUGCGUGAUCAGUUACAGACCAGGUACAACAACCUGAUUAUAGAGCAAGAGCAGUUACAGACUAGUUACAACACUAUGACUAUAGAGAGAGACAAAUUACAGACCUGUUGCAACAACCUGACUAUAGAGAGAGACCAGUUAAAGAGGCAUAUAGAGAAACUCCAGAGCCUUUCUAAACUGGGGUGGAUUUAUUUCAGCUCCAAUCUUUACUACAUCUCUACUGAGAAGAAAGGCUGGACUGAGAGCAGACAAGACUGCAGAGAGAGAGGAGCAGACUUGGUGAUCAUAAAGAGCAGAGAGGAACAGGAGUUCGUGAAUAAACUGCUGAGCAGCAGAACAGCUUGGAUUGGUCUGAGUGAUGGAGACAGAGAGGGCGAGUGGAAGUUGGUGGAUGAUACACCACUGAGCACUGAGUUUUGGCGAAAUGGAGAACCCAACAGCAGAGCAGGAGACGAGGACUGUGUUGUAACUGGUUAUUUGUCUGAUCCUGUGAGGAACUGGGCUGAUUUUCCCUGUAAUGAUAAGUUUAUUUGGAUCUGUGGGAUGACAAUCUUUAACUGAACUGCUGUAUGUAAAUGAAAAGCAGUAAAUUGAAUGUACAUACUGUAUGUAUCUGUGUAGGUCAGUGUGUUGUGUCUAAAAAUAUCCUCCAUACUGUUAAUAACUCUGUAACCAUCAUGGUGUCACCUGUUAUUCUUACAGAGCCUAUUUUUCCAUUCAGGGUGGUUUAGAAAAUGCUAUAAAUUCUACAGCAGUGAUGUGUGAGCAUGGGAGUCAAUGUGGUUUAAUCUUAUCAUUUUAUUGAAAAAUCUCACUCACUGACUGUGUAUCUUAAUGUCAUUUAAGAUUUAAAUUACACAAAUUAGUCCAUGCUACAUGCUCCCUCCUUCUGGCUUUAUCUGCUUUUUUUAUUUCAAUAGUCAUGAUAUCUGGUAUGAAUUGAUCAUCAUGUGCAUCAUGUGCUUAAACAUAAAUAAAGUAAUGGAUGUUGUAUUGAAUAUUGUGUAUUUGCUUUGGGUCAAGAGUAAAGCUAUUCUGUGCUCAUAUAAAGGAUGAACAAGCAUGAACACACUAAACUGCUGCUGCACACAAACGUACUGUAACAUGCUGAGCAGAAGUACAUUUUUGGCAAUA
Molecule: messenger RNA, 3161 nt
Organism: Clarias gariepinus (North African catfish)
Lineage: Eukaryota; Metazoa; Chordata; Actinopteri; Siluriformes; Clariidae
Exons: 5
Coding region: 60-2588 (842 amino acids)
Molecular function (GO): signaling receptor activity
Source: RefSeq, a predicted model, not a curated record